Mya arenaria is the source of this 4218-nucleotide messenger RNA. RefSeq names its product mucin-6-like. NCBI's taxonomy places the organism in Eukaryota, Metazoa, Mollusca, Bivalvia, Myida, Myidae. The coding region runs from base 1 to 4218 and encodes 1405 amino acids. The record is from RefSeq and is a predicted model, not a curated record. Gene Ontology annotation, molecular function: G protein-coupled receptor activity. Gene Ontology annotation, biological process: G protein-coupled receptor signaling pathway. Gene Ontology annotation, cellular component: membrane. The transcript has 8 exons.
AUGGAAACUCUUACCAAUGGAAAUCAAAACAUGUUCCUUGUGCUCUAUACCUUCAUCGGUGUGAUCGGCAUUGCCGUUAACGGACUGGUGCUGGUGACGCUGCGCCGGAAGCGAAAUUGUUCGUGGCUUAAUAUACAGCUGUGUGCUGCCAACAUGCUGUCCCUCAGCUCCAUCGCAUUCGCUGCUCCCUCAGCCUGGCAUGGCAGGUGGACAUCUCCUCACCUCACCUCACCACACCUCACCUCACCGUCCCUCCUCUCACCUCACCUCAUCCCAUCAUACAUCUCCCCACCUCACCUCACCUCACCGCAUCUUCGCUCUCCUGACUUCACCUCACCUCACCUCAUCCCAUCUUACAUCUCCCCACCACACCUCACCUCACCGUCCCUGCUCUCACCUCGCCUCAUAUCUCACCUUACAUCACCUCAUCUCACCUCAUUAGACAUCUUCUCAACUCACCUCACCACACCUCCUCUCACCUCACCAUAUCACAUCAUACAUCUCUCCACCUCACCUCACCUCACCUCACCGUCCCUCCUCUCCACUCACCUCAACACGUCUCCUCACCUCAUCAAACCUCACCUCACCACACCUCACCUCACCUCACCCUCCCUCCGCUCACAUCACCGUCCCCCCUCUCACCUCACCUCACCUCACCUCUACUCACCUCACCCUCCCUCCGCUCACAUCACAACACCAAACCUCACCUCACCACACCUCACCGUCCCUCCUCUCACCUCACCUCACCUCACCCUCCCUCCGCUCACAUCACAGUCCCCCCUCUCACCUCACCUCACCUCACCUCACCUCAACUCACCUCAACUCACCCUCCCUCCGCUCACAUCACAUCACCUCACCUCACCUCACCUCACCACACCUCACCUCACCGUCCCUCUUCUCAUCUCACCUCACCCUCCCUCCGCUCACAUCACCUCACCUCAGCUCACCACACGUCACCUCACCACACCCUCCCUCCGCUCACAUCACCGUCCCCCCUCUCACCUCACCUCACCUCACCUCACCCCACCCUCCCUCCGCUCACAUCACAACACCUCACCUCACCACACCUCACCUCACCGUCCCUCCUCUCACCUCACCACACCUAACCUCACCACACAUCACCUCACCUCACCGUCCCUCCUCUCACCUCACCUCACCUCACGCUCCCUCCUCUCACCACACCUCACCUCACCUCGACUCACCUCACCCUCCCUCCGCUCACAUCACAUCACCACACCUCACCUCACCACACAUCACCGCCCCCCUCUCACCUCACCUCAACUCACCCCACCCUCCCUCCGCUCACAUCACCUCACCUCACCUCACCUCACCACACCGUCCCCCCUCUCACCUCACCUCACCUCAACUCACCUCACCCUCCCUCCGCUCACAUCACCUCACCUUACCACACCUCACCUCACCACACCUCACCUCACCUCACCUCACCUCACCUCACCUCACCACACCUCACCUCACCACACCUUACCACACCUCACCACUCUUCACCACACCUCACCUCACCACACCUCACCACAUCACACCACACCUCACCUCACCACACCUCACCACACCUCACCUCACCACACCAAACCUCACCACACCUCACCUCACCAAACCUCACCACACCUCACCUCACCACUCUUCACCACACCUCACCUCACCACACCUCACCUCACCUCACCCUCCCUCCGCUCACAUCACCGUCCCCCCUCUCACCUCACCUCACCUCACCUCUACUCACCUCACCCUCCCUCCGCUCACAUCACAACACCAAACCUCACCUCACCACACCUCACCGUCCCUCCUCUCACCUCACCUCACCUCACCCUCCCUCCGCUCACAUCACAGUCCCCCCUCUCACCUCACCUCACCUCACCUCACCUCAACUCACCUCAACUCACCCUCCCUCCGCUCACAUCACAUCACCUCACCUCACCUCACCUCACCACACCUCACCUCACCGUCCCUCUUCUCAUCUCACCUCACCCUCCCUCCGCUCACAUCACCUCACCUCAGCUCACCACACGUCACCUCACCACACCCUCCCUCCGCUCACAUCACCGUCCCCCCUCUCACCUCACCUCACCUCACCUCACCCCACCCUCCCUCCGCUCACAUCACAACACCUCACCUCACCACACCUCACCUCACCGUCCCUCCUCUCACCUCACCACACCUAACCUCACCACACAUCACCUCACCUCACCGUCCCUCCUCUCACCUCACCUCACCUCACGCUCCCUCCUCUCACCACACCUCACCUCACCUCGACUCACCUCACCCUCCCUCCGCUCACAUCACAUCACCACACCUCACCUCACCACACAUCACCGCCCCCCUCUCACCUCACCUCAACUCACCCCACCCUCCCUCCGCUCACAUCACCUCACCUCACCUCACCUCACCACACCGUCCCCCCUCUCACCUCACCUCACCUCAACUCACCUCACCCUCCCUCCGCUCACAUCACCUCACCUUACCACACCUCACCUCACCACACCUCACCUCACCUCACCUCACCUCACCUCACCUCACCUCACCACACCUCACCUCACCACACCUUACCACACCUCACCACUCUUCACCACACCUCACCUCACCACACCUCACCACAUCACACCACACCUCACCUCACCACACCUCACCACACCUCACCUCACCACACCAAACCUCACCACACCUCACCUCACCAAACCUCACCACACCUCACCUCACCACUCUUCACCACACCUCACCUCACCACACCUCACCUCACUACACCACACCUCACCUCACCUCACCUCACCUCACCACACCUCACCAGACCACACCUCACCUCACCUUACCACACCUCACCUCACCACACCACACCUCACCUCACCUCACCUCAACACAACUCACCUCACCAGACCUCACCUCACCUCACCAGACCUCACCUCACCAAACCUCACCACACCUCACCACACCUCACCUCACCACACCACACCUCACCUCACCUCACCUCACAGCACCUCACCGUCCCUCCUAUCACCUCACCUCACCACACCUCACCUCACCUCACCACACCUCACCUCACCGUCCCUCCUCUCACCUCACCUCAACACACCUCACAUCAUCGUCCCUCCUCUCAACACACCUCACCUCACCACACCUCACACCACCACACCUCACCACACCUCACCACACCUCACCUCACCGUUCCUGCUCUCACCUCACCUCACCACACCUCGCUUCACCUCACCUCACCUCACCUCACCACACCUCACCACACCACACCUCACCACACCACACCACACCUCACCACACCUCAUCACACCUCACCUCACCACACCUCACCACACCUCACCUCACCCCACCACACCUCACCACAACUCACCUCACCACACCUCACCUCACCUCACCUCGCCGUCCCUCUUCUCACCACACCUCACCUCACCGUCCCUCCUCUCACCUCACCUCUCCUCCUCUCACCAUACUUCACCUCACCGUCCCUCCUCUCACCUCACCUCACCUCACCUUCCCUCCGCUCACAUCACCUCACCUUACCUAACUUUCCUUUCGUGGGUGUUCGGGGACUUCCUGUGCCAAUGGUUCGGGUUUCAGGCUUUUACUGCGGGAUUUGCUGAGAUGAUGUUCACUUCCGCUGUUUGUAUAGACACAUACUUCCUUCUCACAAGGACAGACGCACAGCAAGCAUAUAACAAGGCUGUCUACACGCUGGUGUCCGGCUGCAUCUGGGGCUACGCUGUCUUCUUUGGAGCAGCCCCCAUUCUGGGAUGGAGCAGAUACAAACACGAGAAAUAUUCCGCGAGCUGCGGGUUGGAUCUGGACACUGACACGAGCAGUAACUUCUCGUACAUCAUGGUCACCCAGACGCUUUUCCUCGCAGCGUCCCUGGCGACCGUCAUCUGCCUCGUUCUGGCCGCUCGCCGCGCACGGACAGACAGACAGAGUUUCGCUCCUCUGUGUUCUGAUGCUAACAUGGUGAAGCUGAGCGCAUGCUUGUUCCUUGUCCUUGCUGUCUUCUGUGUGCCCUACUACAUGCGCGUGCUAAGUUUCCUGCGCGGCGAGCCGCCCUACUUCCGGAACUUCCUGUCUGUGGAGUUCUCCCACCUUGCGAUGAAGGCCGGCUGCCUUUUCCAACCGUUCGUCUACAUGGCGUUCUCGGACGCCUUCAAGAAGGAGCUGGUUGAACGCUUGUCGGGGAAUACGGCCGUCGUCGAGUCAAAGAAAUGUUAA